Messenger RNA from Moneuplotes crassus, 2418 nucleotides. The record is from the annotation of a GenBank genome assembly. Lineage: Eukaryota; Ciliophora; Spirotrichea; Euplotida; Euplotidae.
AUGGAACUACAUUCAGCCAUUGGUAUUGAUAUUGGAACACAGAGCAGUGUGAUUGCUACUGUAAAAUCAGGAGGUAUUGAAAUUAUCCUCAAUGACAGCUCUAACAGACUAACUCCAUCUGUCAUCGCUUAUGGAGACAAUGAGAGAAUGAUAGGUGACUCAGCUGUCGCCCAGAUGAGAGGAAAUUUCAAGAACACCAUUCCAUACAUCAACAGAUUCGUCGGACUUACAUCCGAUUGUCAGGAGCAGAUCGAUGAAGAAGGUAAAUAUAUUUCCAACAAGAUUACCUUUGGGAAAGAUAAGAAAUUAAAUUUCACUAUUGCCAACAAGGGUGAAAUGUUAGAGCUGGUUCCUGAGCAACUCUAUUCAGCUUAUUUAAAGAAAUUGAAGAAAUUAUUCGCUACUGAAGAGGACAAAGUCGAUGUUGUUCUCUCUGUACCUCCAUUCUUCUCCACCAUCGAAAGACUAGCACUUCUGGAUGCCUGUAAAGUAGCAAAUGUCAACUGUUUGAGACUUAUCAACGAGAACACCGCCAUUGCUCUUUGUUAUGGAUUCUUCAGAAGGAAAGAGUUCAGUGAAAAGGCCAAAAAUAUAGCAUUUUUGGAUAUGGGGCAUGGUAAGACUACUUGCACUAUUGCUAGUUUUACCGAUAAAAAGGUAACUAUUCUCAGCCACGCUAGCAACAGGAAUCUUGGAGGUAGAAACUUCGAUUACCUUCUUUGCGAUAUUAUCGGUGGAGAAUUUAACAAGAAAUUUGGAUGUGACCCAAGGAAAGCUCCCAAGGCUAGACUCAGAAUGCUCGACCAGAUUGAGAAGAUCAGGAAGAUGUUGUCCGCCAAUUCCGAAGCAGUUUUGAAUAUCGAGUGUCUCCUUGAGGAUGAGGAUUUGCAUCAAGCAUACACUAGAGAAGAAUUCGAGAAAUUGAUUGAUCCAAAUAUCCAGGAAUUAAAGAAGGUGAUGAUUGAAGCAUUAGAAAAAUCUAAGUUGAAAACAUCUGCUAUUGAUUGUAUUGAGCUUGUUGGUGAAGCUACCAGAACUCCAAUUGUCAAGAGAUUAGCAGAGGAAGUAUUCGAGAAAGAGAAGCACCAGAGAACGAUUAAUAGUUCAGAGUGUGUCGCAAGGGGAUGCUCUUUGAUGGCUGCUAUGAUUCUUCCACAAUAUCAUGUUCCCCCAUUUGAAAUCAAGGAAAGUAACCCACAUCCAAUUAAUGUUUCCUGGUCUGUAUCAGACGGAAAGAUGAAGAGCCAGACCUUGUUCCCAGCUGGAAACAAUUUCCCAAGUGUAAAGAGUCUAACCUUCGACGGAAGAAGUGAACCCAUGGAUGUAGGAAUUGCUUAUACUUCAAAAGACGAAAUUAUUGAAGGAAUUCCUCAGCUUCUUGCCAGAUACAAAAUUGAGCCACCAAAGCCAAAAGAAGAGAAAUUUGGAUUAAAACUAAGAGUGCAGCUCGAUCAAAAUUGUAUCCCAGCUCUUGACACUGCUGAACAGAUAGAGGAAUAUAUUGAGAUCAAGAAAAUUCCAAUUAAGCAAGAUGCGCCUAAAGCAGCCAAGACUGAGAAGAAAGAAGGUGAAGGUGAAGGAGAGGGUGCCAAAAAGGAAGAUAAGAAGGAACCAGAAUACCAAUAUGAAGAGAAAGAAGUUAAAAAGACCAGAAGCACUCAGAUUCAUUUCAAGUAUGAGCAUCAUGGAUAUGGAGCUCAACAAAUUGAAGACUUCAUUAAGGUUGAAGCUGAAAUGACCAAACAAGACAAUGUUAUUCUUGAGUAUAAAGUACUGAAGAACAAUGUUGAAACUUAUGUCUAUGACAUGAGAGCAGCUCUUGAUACCGUAGGAAAUUACAAAGAAUUUAUCCUCGAUGCUGAUAGAGAGACCUUCCUUAGCUCUCUUAAUGCUACUGAGGAGUUUAUUUAUGAUGAUGAUGAUCACACUCCUGAUACACUCCAUCAAAGAUUUGAUGAAUUAAAGAAAAUAGGAGAGCCUAUCAAAGCAAGGGCGAAAUUCCAUGAAUUCUUCCCAUUAAGGAUGAGUGACUUUGAGAAUCACAUAAACAACUUCUUCUCUCAGGCAGCCAACAUCCCUGAGGAUAGCCACAUCACUAAGGAAGAAGUAACAGAGCUGAUGAAGGCUUGUGAAGAUAACAAAAACUGGAUUGCCACUUGCACAGAAAAUAUCUCUACUUUACCAAAGCAUGAGGAUCCUGCUUUUGAUUUAGCAGAGAUUGAACACAAAAAGAACGCUCUGAUUGAUUUAGGAACUAAGAUUCUAACUAAGCCAGAACCUAAGAAAGAAGAGCCAAAGAAGGAAGAAGGAGCUGAAAAGAAAGACGACAAGAAGGGAGAUGCCUCAGCCCCAGCACCAGAAGAUGCUAAGGAAGUCGAGGAUGCUAAGAUGGAUGAUGCUAAUUAGGAAAUCUAAUAA